Molecule: messenger RNA, 3985 nt
Organism: Manduca sexta (tobacco hornworm)
Lineage: Eukaryota; Metazoa; Arthropoda; Insecta; Lepidoptera; Sphingidae
Exons: 3
Coding region: 81-3971 (1296 amino acids)
Source: RefSeq, a predicted model, not a curated record
AAUAGUAUAAAAACCCCUUAAAUAUUAUGUUUAUAUAAAAGUCCUGUGAUUAAAGAAGGAAAACAUAAAAUAAACAAAAUAUGGCUGUAUCAAAUGCUAUGUUUCUAUUUGAGGUAGUGGUAGAAAGUGUAAAGAGUUUGGUCGAAAGUCGCAAUCUCGUAAUAAGAAGCGACUUUGCUGAUGUGUUUUCUCUAGAAUUAAAAGAUCCUAAACAAAUGCACAUAGUAAUGCCUGAGCCACCUCCCUUACCGCCGGAGCCACCUGGUAAGAAAAAGGCAAAGAAACCUCCAAAACCAAAGCCAGGAAAGAAAGGCGCUAUCGAAUUGCCACCUCCCGAACCAGUAAUACAAUCUGGCCAGUCAGUCUUGUUUUCUAGCAGUGCAGAAUUUCUUAUCCAAACCAUGAAAAAGUUCCCAAUGGAAGUUUCACUUUGGAGCAAAGAAGAUAAUUUGGUAUUCAUAGGAUCUACUUUUAUACCUUGGGAUCCUAUGUUUUUGUCGUAUCUGGAGAAAAUAGCAGAUUUUCAAGUGAUACCGCCAGUGACAUUAAAUGAAGAGUAUAAUAUAUUUGAAGAAGGCACUGCUAAACCAAUGGCUAAGUUGGGAAUACAAAUUAAAUUAUCUUAUUUAACUGAUAAAGUGACUACAUCGUUUCGCACAUUAUCGGAAGAUCCUACAAUAAAAAAAUAUUUAUACACUGGCAUCAAUUCUAAAACGACAUCUUACAUAUGCACAAUGAAAACUACUGAUGAAGAUUUUGUAGAAAACUGUAAUAAGAUAGAAAACAACUACGUCGUAGAUAAACCUAAACCGAAAGCAAUGAUUUUUGCAGAUUAUAAAAACGCUCCUGGUGCGAAUCUAACAUUCUUUAAUGAAGGAGACUACUGUUGUAUGGGUAACGCUGACAAACCCCCAGAAUCAAUAUACAAAGCUCCAGAAACUGCUCCUGACAUUGAUCGAAUAAUAGAUUACAUUAGGAAGAUCGUAAUAUCUUGCAAUGACAAUAUGAGAAUGUUAACACCCCGUCCAACGAUAAAACCGAGGGUGAAGGCGACUGAUAUUGACAAAUUAUGCUACUGCAAAGAGACCUCAUGGCCUUCGGGCAAAUUAGCUGAAAGAUUUAGAAAUGAAGUCCAAUCUGGACCAUGUCCUAUAUGUAGGGGCGAUAGGAAUACUGCAAGCAGACCUGGAGCUACUUUCGAUAUUGCUAAUAUAAGAGGUCCAUGUGGUAGACCAGAUUGUAGAAUAGCUAGAGAAAUCAGAGCAUAUAUUGAAAAUCUUGUCGAGGAAGAUAAUACAGAAAUUGAUAUUGGUGAAAUUGUUGGACCUUGUGGAAGUAAAGCUUGUACUCUAGCCGAAAAAAUUAAUGAGUUUAUUAGACACGAAGGUGUCUUCAGUCAGGGUUCUAACUUAGAAGGUUUGUCUACUCAAUGUGCUUGCAUGAAGCAAAUGCAAGAUGCACUAGAAAAGAAAAAUUCUUGCGAUUCUGUAUGUGAAAAGAAAUGCGACGAUAGCACAAGUGACAGUUUUUGUGGAGGAAAGACAUGUCCUUUUGGGAAAUCAAAUAAAAAUCAGGUAUAUAACGUAUUUUAUUUUACCGUCGAACAUGACUUUGAAAAAGAGUCAGGAGGAAGCAGUACUCCUGUCACGGGAUCGUCUAAAUACAAAUAUUGUUCGACGGAAUGUCCCAGCGUAAAAACGUCGGAGAAAACAUCGUGUUCUAAAACCGCUUGUUCUACGUCUCUGACUGACAAACAAGAAUUUGCAGAGUCAAAGUGUCAAAUGCCUGUAUGUCCUGAUAAAAGCGCUACAUCUCCUCCGAGUCCCGCUGACAGCGAUAUAGUCAUAGAUUUUACCGGUAUCCAUAAUCCUUGUUGCGUGAAGUCAUGUGAUAUUGCGGAGCGAGUGAAAGACUUUAUAGUUGACGGAGUGAUGAGCAAGAAACGCAAGACUAUGGACACCGAAGACCCUUGCUAUUGCGACUGCGUAUGUUCAUUUAAAUUUUCGAACAAAACAACUUAUUGUGCUGUUUGCGGUGGAUACGAGUGUAUGGGGGAUGAUAUGAAAGAUCAGCCUGAAUAUGCCAAGCCUCAUCCUUGUCCCGUAUACCACAAAUUGUAUGAUAAAAAAUACAUUAAAGUUCCUAGUCCUUGGCCUGAAGAGGAUAAGCAGAAAAAAGCUCCGGAUACUGUAAGUACUAAGAGUGCAAGGACUGUUGGUUCUCGAUCUGGGCAUUCUGACCGAAAGUUGGCUAGCUCUCGUUCUAUGAAAGGGUUGUCCGAAAAAAAAGAGGUUGAGGAAAAAACUAAGAAAGUAAAACAGGAAAAGAAAAAGGUCGGAAAAUUUACUGCAAACGUGCAAGAAGAGCCGCAAGCCAUCGUAGAAAAGAAACCAGAAACGAAAUAUCCGUAUCCUGCUGUACCUAAGCACAUGGGUUGGAACUGGACUGCUGAAGACAUACCAGGGAUGAAGCCCCGUCCGAAAUGGAAACCGGGCGCUGCUAAUAAAAUUCUUGUAAGAAGAUACCGCGCCAUGAGAGAGGGAGUUGAUACAAUAGCAAAGAAAAAACGAGCUAUGUUGCAAAGGAAGAAGAAAGUAGAGACAAAACCUACGCUUGUAGUAAAGAAACAAGAUGGAGAAUACACAGUCCAAAUGGAGGUAUUCAAGAAAUAUUCAAAAGAGAGAUUGCUGUUUCAAUAUCCAUAUGAUGAACAGCCGCCCAUAGUUUACACUAUAGGAAAAACUCCAGAAGAGAAAUAUAAAAUACAGAAGCUACGUGAGAGAAGAGAACGGAGAGAAACACGAAGGAAGUGCAGAUUGCUACAAUCAUCAUUUAAAGACAAAUGUCAAGAGAUUUGUUUAAAAGCGUACAAUCAAGCAAUAGGAUUGCUCCCUACACCAAAUCCUAACGAUCCUGAAUGUCCAUGCUCUGCACAGCCAGCUCAAAAUUUGUCACCUGCCAUAGAAUCUUGCUCAUGUUCUGAAGAAGGAAGUAUUUCAAGUAGCGAUACUGAUGGUGACGAAUGGGUAAUUGAAUUCAGUCCUCCAGCAUCUAAAUGGGAUUCUAAAGCUAAACAUCCGCCAGUGUUAACAGAUAAUGACUGCCAAUACAACUAUUUAGAUUAUAAAGUCAAACUAUUGGACAAACACGGCAAUCCUGUGCCAAGGUAUUUUAAAGGUCCUGAUGGUAAACAGGAAUGCAGUGAUUUGGGUGGAUUUUGGGGACCUAAUCACGUAUGGAUGGAGAUUAAUAAAGACGGAUAUAUCGGCGUGGAUAACCGCUGGGUGCCAAUGAGUUUCACCGGCCCAGAUGGCAUGAUUUAUACCGCUGAUGAAGGAUCAUUCACUGACAGCGGCGGGCAUCUUCUUAAGAUUGGAAUAGAUGGUUAUAUCGAUAAGGAAGGUAAGUGGGCAUGGUAUUCUAAGAGAGGUAGGCCGAGAAGUGAUAAGUCCAAAUCGACGUGUACCACAUCCAUAAUAAAUAAGAAAGAUGUAAAACCGUCGAAACCAGAACCUCCGGGGAAAGGAGCACAGGAUGUGAAGGGCAAGGUAACCCCUGCUAAAGGCGAUGACAAAAAGAACCCUUUGGCACCCCAAGGUAAAGGGAAAGAUACUAAAGUGAAUAAGACCGUAUCACACGCUUCUGACAAAGGUAAAACUCCACUCGUUAUGAGUAUCUCCGUCGAUUAUGAUAGAAGUCACAUACAACAUUCAGCUGGAGGCCGUAAAAAAAGCGUUGACUCGAAAAAACUGGCUAAGUAUAAAGAGAUUAUGCAAGGUCUUAAGUUAUAUGAUGAUUUGUGCGAGCUAAAGGUGCCAGCUAAGACUAAUAGGGCAUCGAACACACAUAGAAAGAAGAUUUCGCCGUUCACUAUUUUCGAGGGUCCAAACAAGCCACCGAUUAACAUUGUUAAUUCUCCAAUUGAUAGAACUCCCACGUCUUCAACUAGAAGUGCGAUAAAUAAAAUAUAGAGAAUACAUGUUUU